Molecule: messenger RNA, 1197 nt
Organism: Ananas comosus (pineapple)
Lineage: Eukaryota; Viridiplantae; Streptophyta; Magnoliopsida; Poales; Bromeliaceae
Product: PHD finger protein ING1
Exons: 7
Coding region: 286-915 (209 amino acids)
Cellular component (GO): nucleus
Source: RefSeq, a predicted model, not a curated record
UAAAAACCCCUUCCCCGUCGCACAAAAACCCUCCUGCGUUCGAUCUCGGAGUAGGUUCGGAAAAUUUUUAGCGCAUACAACAAAAGUAGCGAAAGAAGCGAAAUUUAGGGCGCGGCGGCGACGACGACGACGACGACGACGAUCCCCUCGUUUUCGCCAUGGGUUUCCUCGAGGAUUUCCAAGCAAGCCUUGAAGCCUUGCCAGCUAUGCUACAGCGCAACUAUUCACUGAUGCGAGAUCUGGAUAAAAGUUUGCAAGCGAGACGUUUUCAGGCUUGGUGCCUGCAUGUUUACCCUAUUUUCCUUGUUUCUACAUGGAGGUGUCCAGCAACAGAAUGAGCAGCGGUGCGAGCAGGAAAUAGAGGAAAUUAGACGGCAACUUGAGUCGGGUAUUGCAACAUCUAGUACUUCAAUUUCCCGAUAUUCCGAUGAAGCUAUUGACGAACAGAAGCAUUGCGUCAGAAUUGCUGACGAGAAGGUGGCUUUGGCUACUCAAGCUUAUGAUAUGGUUGAUGCACAUAUCCAACAGCUCGAUCAGUAUAUGAGAAAGCUUGAAGAACUUCGACAGGAAAGAGAGCUUGCAGCAGGGGCAACUGCUGCUGCAGGUGCUGGAACUUCAAAUACUGAUGCUGUUACAAGAUCCGGAAGGACUAGCGAAAGGGGCAGAGGGGGACGAAAGAAGACAAAAUUAGCAGCGGAGGCACCACCUAUAGAUUUGGAGUUGCCGGUGGACCCCAAUGAACCGACAUACUGUCUCUGCAACCAAGUUAGCUUUGGGGAGAUGGUUGCGUGCGACCACCCCGAUUGCAAGAUAGAGUGGUUUCAUUUUGGAUGUGUUGGUUUAAAAGAGCAACCGAAGGGGAAGUGGUACUGCCCUAACUGCAUCGGAUUGCAGAAGCGCCGGAAAGGUAAAUAAGCGCUUAAUUUCCUACCAAGAAGCACUAUACUGGUUGAUUUGUAGUAGGAGAUGCUGAUUCCUUGGUUCAUGAAUUUUAGUGUUUUCUCUAUGAUAUAAUGAUAUACAUGGAUGGAUAAGAGGGGAGAAAUGAUGUAGUAGCUAGAUAACUAACAUGUUCUAGAGGAAACUUUUGUAUAUAAAAAAAAAAAAAUUGCCUUAUGAUGUUUCCUUUUUUCUUUUUCUCAUGAAGAUUCUUUUGUUUGAUUGCAAAGUUUGGAGUUCGAUUUUAGCUCCUUGGAA